Naegleria gruberi is the source of this 744-nucleotide messenger RNA. RefSeq lists its product as uncharacterized. The transcript has a single exon. Bases 1 to 735 code for a protein of 244 amino acids. The record is from RefSeq and is a predicted model, not a curated record. Lineage: Eukaryota; Heterolobosea; Eutetramitea; Acrasida; Naegleriidae.
AUGAUCAUGCAAGAAUUUGAACCAAGAAGAAGAAUUUCAUCUCCAAAAACAUUCACAAAUGUUGAAAAUCAACCAAUUAGCAAUCGUUCACUUUCGAAUAGUACUUCCACAUUUGAAAUUCCAAUUGCAAAGAGAACAAUUCCAUUCCCAUAUUUAAAAAGAAAGUCCAUUAGAGUUGAUUGGGUUCUGAAACAGCAAAAACUCGAACAACAAAAGAAGAAUCACAAGAAAUUAUUAGAAACAUUGAGAAAUGAAAAUAAUGUGUUAGAAACUGAAAAUUUAACAUUGAAAGGAAGAAUUUUGCAAAUGGAAUUUAUUCUUCAACAAUUGAAAGGGGUUUCUUCUAAGAAAUCAGAAAAGAUUUCAUUCAAAAAUCAAAGCUGCCAAUCAAUUAAAGAGUCAACUCAACCAAAAAAGGAAUCUAACAACAAGAAGGAUUCAAUUAUUCAAUGCUCCAAAUGCAACAAGUGUCUUUCCUCCAAAUACUUUAAAUAUCACAGUAGAAUUUGUGGAAAUACUCAGCUCGAACGUUUGCUCUCUGAAAAGGAUUUGAAAACUUUACAAUCAAUUAGAAAGAAUCAAAAAUCAGCUCAAAUUGUAAACAAACCAAAGAAUAAUUGGAGAAUUAAGAGAGGAGAGUUCUUGGAGAAGAUUAGGUUGGCUCAAAAGAAAACUUCCUCGAAGUGCAUUAUUUUCUAUAGACCAAAUUUUAGAAGGGCAAAUCUAAAUCAAUAAACUUGUUUU